AUGAAGAACCCAAUGCUGGAGGCGGUGUCACUAGUGCUGGAGAAGCUGCUCCUUAUCUCCAACUUCAAGCUCUUCAGUUCAGGCGCCCCGGGCGAAGACAAGGCAAGGAACACUUUCUAUGAGAUCAACUCUUUUCUCCGCGGCGACGUGCUGGAGGUGCCUCGGACCCACCUGACACACUAUGGCAUCUACCUGGGCGACAACCGUGUCGCCCAUAUGAUGCCCGACAUCCUGUUGGCCCUGACUGACGACAAGGAGCUCACGCAGAAGGUGGUCUCCAACAAGCGUCUCAUCCUGGGUGUCAUUGGCAGGGUGGCCAGCAUCCGCGUGGACACAGUGGAGGACUUCGCCUACGGAGCCGACAUCCUGGUCAAUCACCUGGAUAGGUCCCUCAAGAAGAAGGCGCUGCUCAACGAAGAGGUGGCGCGGAGGGCGGAGAAGCUGCUGGGCAUGACUCCCUACAGCCUCCUGUGGAACAACUGCGAGCACUUCGUCACCUACUGCAGGUUCGGCACCGCGAUCAGCCCCCAGGCCGACAAGUUUUGUGAGAAUGUGAAGAUAAUUAUUCGUGAUCAGAGAAGUGUUCUUGCUUCGGCAGUCUUGGGAUUGGCAUCUAUAGUCUGUCUGGGUUUGGCAUCAUAUACUACCCUUCCUGCAAUUUUUAUUCCAUUCUGCUUAUGGAUGGCUGGCUAACUUC
This is a messenger RNA of Globicephala melas (long-finned pilot whale), 697 nucleotides long. RefSeq names its product lecithin retinol acyltransferase (gene LRAT). Lineage: Eukaryota; Metazoa; Chordata; Mammalia; Artiodactyla; Delphinidae. Gene Ontology annotation, cellular component: rough endoplasmic reticulum. Gene Ontology annotation, molecular function: phosphatidylcholine-retinol O-acyltransferase activity. Gene Ontology annotation, biological process: retinol metabolic process; vitamin A metabolic process. The record is from RefSeq and is a predicted model, not a curated record.